Cephus cinctus (wheat stem sawfly) is the source of this 3141-nucleotide messenger RNA. It is a transcript of the gene mtg, whose product is annotated as mediator of RNA polymerase II transcription subunit 15. The transcript has 8 exons. Gene Ontology annotation, cellular component: extracellular region. Gene Ontology annotation, molecular function: chitin binding. NCBI's taxonomy places the organism in Eukaryota, Metazoa, Arthropoda, Insecta, Hymenoptera, Cephidae. Bases 823 to 2538 code for a protein of 571 amino acids. The record is from RefSeq and is a predicted model, not a curated record.
UGCACAAAAUCACUUCUCCACAGAUCCCAAGCACAGUCCAAUUUUUUGGAGUGUCCACUAACAACAGGAUCACUUGGCAGUCUCCUCUCUAACUACCGGUGAACAACAAUAAAAUUGAGCGGACGACAGAGUGCUUUCUCCUGGAAGCUAUAUAAAACAAACAGCAGGAAAUUGUAACACGAAAAUGCUAAACUAUCGCCCGACAAAUCUCUCUAUACUCUGUUCCUGCUAAGAUAUUGAAAAGUCAUUGAGAAAUCACUCUAACCAAAAUAUCCACAAAAAUUCUUGUUCCAUGACUAAUUAUGUCACCGAGCAGAUCAGGAUCGGUCCAAUGGCAAUGAAACUUUGAUCCUCAAAGCAGCAUCCGUUUGCCCUAUUGCGUUCGGCGUUUCUCUCGAUGAAUAUGCUGCGAUCCCGUUAUCGUUUCGUCCCAGUGGGUCAGCAGCACCUUGCCGCACAUUACCGAGCAUUGGUUCGUAUCAGUUUGGUUCGACUUAUGGCCACUGGGCAGGUCUCGUGUAUUAAAGUUGGAGGGGUCUAGCGCAUGGGCCCUCCUCGUCUCUUCUGGGACUCUGAAAGUGCCUCGUGUGCUUUUCUCCGUUGGACAUCACGCAAUAUUAGUUCCCGCGAGCACGACUAAGCUAUCGCACGUAUUCUACACUCACUGCAGGAUACAUCCUCCAGUUCUAUCUCUGCAGUCGCUGUCCGAUCGGCCGACCGAUACACAACGAACUUGAUCUUUGAUAACGCGUCGCUCAAUCCUUGGGCUGGAUCCGUUUUCGAGGGUAUUUUGUGAUCGAAUAAACUAACCUGGAUUAAGUCAUGAAGAUUGCUACAACCUUAUUUCUCUUCGUAGUCGUCGGCUGCACGUGGCGGGAGACUGUAGGCACUUGUGUGCUGGAAUCGGACUUUGGUUUCAAGCUUAACUGCGCCUUCAAAAAAUCCGGCCUCUUCCGGGUUCGAAACCUCGGAGGUGUCAAAGGUUAUGUUGGUCUCGGAUUCUCCGUCGGUGACGAACUUGGAUUCACGGAAUCGCUGUCCAAUCUCGAAAGCAGCAAGAGAAGAAGCGUUCAAGCAGGCAGAGGAAAUGCAAUACCAGUUGGUUCUGGAAAUGUGGCCAAUCGUCGUCAGGUUUCCCAAAAUACGCGAACGGUUCCUCCGUUCAAGCCACUGCCACCUGGAGCAGCACGUCCAAUGGCUCAACAGCCUGAACGCCAGAGACUAGUGGUACAGCAGAAUUCCACUGCGUUGAGAAUGGUACCGGCGCCAUCUUUCGCAGUGAUGCAGGAAGAGGCGAUGCGUCAGCAACAGCGGAUGCAGCAGGAGGAAAAGAACAGGCAACAGCAAAGAAUGCAGCAGGAAGCACUGGCGCUGCAGGUUCUUAAGCAGCAACAGGCACAGCAGCAGGAAGCAAUGAGGCAGCAACAGAUGCAAAAAUUGACUCAGCAACAGAAUGUUCAGGAUCAACUCGUUGCUAUGCAAACUAGGCGGAUUCAGUUGGCACAGAGUAUGGCGACUGCAGGUGCUGCAGGGACCCCUCUAAGAAUGCCACAUAUCGUAACAGCAAUUCCACCUGCAGGAAGUGUCCUCAACCCAGAUAUUGCUCAAUCAUUACCAAAGCCUAUGGUUGGUGUUAUUGCACCAGGAAGUGGUUUACCUCCAUUCAUUGCAAUGCCAAAGUCAUCGGCUCAGCUUACCGAUAGAAUUAGCAACAGUCCAGUGUUGCUGGAAGAAUCCGUCAAUGAAGUUGAAAAGAAUGAAUUUAGUCAGUUGCCGAUUCCUGAUGACGAAGCAAUCUCAGCAGUAAAUCAACUGACUCUUCGCUCGAUACAGCCGGCCGCAGCUGCACAGGCACUGCAAUCAGUUCAGCAACAACAAAACGAAAAGCAACAAAGUUCAAACCAAGCGUCGUUAUCCCUUGCAUCGAUACAAAGUAUGGAACCGUCGCUAAAGGCUCUUGCCGAAGCCAGCAAUAUUACUCUGGAAGCAUUGGAAACAGCAAUUUUAUUGAGACAGCAACAAUUAAUGCAAAAGCAUCAGGAACGAACAACCACGUCUACUACUACAUCCACGACGACGCAAUCUCCUGUAAAAAAUAGGUACAACUAUGCUGCACCCACGAAAGUCAUGAAUGCUCCACGAGAAUAUUAUCCCAUGGGGUAUGACAAGAAUUUUGAUGACAAUUUUGCCAGCCGUGUGGAUUUACCAGACACGAGCUUCUAUUGUGGCGACCAAAAACAUUUCCCAGGACUUUACGCCGACGAAGAUCUUGGUUGUAUGGUAUUCCACGUUUGCGCUUUGACAGAUGAUGGACUGAUAAUGAAGAGCUUUUUGUGUCCUGAGUCAACUCUCUUUGAUCAAACUAUUCUUAAGUGCAAUUGGUGGUUCUACGUAGACUGCAAAGCUUCGAAAAAUCUGUACGACAGCAACAUUCCUAUCAGUAAAAGUUAUCAGCUGAUGAAAGCCCUGGCUUUUUUCUCAGGCUAUAAGAGUCAUGAUAACAGUACGGAAUCUGCAGUCGACAAUGAAGGAUCCUGAAUGUCCUAAGCUUAUCUUAAGGAAGUAGCGUAAUGGCAUUUUAGGACGAAAGUGUUGAGCUGUAUUUAAACUCUGAUGAAGGAAAGUGUUACGUGGGAAUUGGCUGUUUUUAUCUCUAUUUUUUUUUCUUUUUAACGCCGAGCAUAGAAACGUUGAUUUUCUAUGAAAUUCGACGCCUUCUUUUAUCGUCUUUUCAGCAUAACAGGUCAACAUUUUCUAUCUGUUCGUCUGGGUUUAAAACGUAAUGCUUAAUAGAUCUUGAACUACGUUCCAGUGGGAAUAACGACUACAUGUAUGUAGUAUUUGGUGGAUGAUUUUCGGUGUGUGUACGUAAUAGUAGAGUCAACUUGGCGUUCGACUUAAUCAAAAUAACUUCCUAAGCCGUCGUUUCAAGAGAAACGGACGAUACGUAGAUUUCCUUGUAUUAACAUGGCAUUUCAAAAGUAAUUGUUACUCUUUAAGACACGCUCAGGCCCUUGCCUUUAUUUAUAAGAGUGUAUAUAUAUAAAUAAUUUAUUUAACUAUUAAGUAACUUUGUAUACCUUGCUCCAAAAAGAACUUUGUAAAUAGCUGACAUGGCUGUCAUUAAAAAGCAAAAACGGA